AUGGAUUAUCUUGGUUGGAAAUCUGGUGCUCAAAACACAAUUUUACCAAGACCGCAAACAAUUUCUUUAGUAGAAGAUUCUGGUGUUUAUGGCAGGGAUGCCGAUAAAGAAGCGAUCAUGGAGUUGUUGCUAUCAAAUGAAAUGAAUGGGAACAAGAUAUCUGUAAUUCCUAUUGUAGGUAUGGGUGGGAUUGGAAAGACGGCUCUUGCUCAACUUAUUUACAAUGAAAUUGAUGACAAGGUAAUGGAGAAGCCUUUUGAUUUCAAAGCAUGGUUUUGUGUCACAAAUGAAUUUAGCAUCUUCAGAAUAACAAAGACAAUUGCUAAAAGAGUCAUUGCUUCCCUUAAAUUUGAGAACGACAGUGACUUGGAUUUUCUUCAAGUUGAAUUAAAGAAGGCUUUGAUAAGCAAAAAGUUUUUGAUUGUUCUAGAUAAUGUUUGGAUCGAGAAUUAUUCUCUCUGGAGUGAGUUCAUGAAGCCUUUCAGCCAUGGGGAAUAUGGAAGUAAAAUCAUUGUGACGACACAAAGUAAAAAAAUUGCUUCUAUGGUGCAUGAUCUUCCACCUUAUCAGUUAACAACUUUGUCCAGUGAUGCUUGUUGGAAUUUAUUUGAAAAAGUUGCCUUCAACAAUUCAAAUCUAAUUGUCCUUGUAGAAUUAGAAGGUAUUGGCAGAGAAAUUGUUGAGAAGUGUAAAGAUUCAAAGGUGAGAAGAGGAGAUACACCAUUAAGAAUUAUUGAGGAGGAAUUCAUAGGAUUCAAGGGUGAUUCCGAAACUUCAAGGACUGGAGAUGAGCACACGAACAUGAAGGCUUUCUUGGAGAAAUUACAGUGGGUGAAUGGUCAAUUUGAACAUAUAGAUCAAAGGAUGGACAGGUUAGAAACUUCCAAAGGUGGACCAAAUUUGAGGCAAGAAUUCCAUCGAGACCGAGGUUAA
Molecule: messenger RNA, 933 nt
Organism: Ziziphus jujuba (common jujube)
Lineage: Eukaryota; Viridiplantae; Streptophyta; Magnoliopsida; Rosales; Rhamnaceae
Product: putative disease resistance RPP13-like protein 1
Exons: 2
Coding region: 1-933 (310 amino acids)
Biological process (GO): defense response to other organism
Molecular function (GO): ADP binding
Source: RefSeq, a predicted model, not a curated record